AUGUCUUCUACCCUUCUCUCACCCAUGUCAUUAGUGUGUCGAGCACCUCGCGGCAUCCAUUAUCCAGUUUUGGACUUUCUUGCCCCAUGUACCAUAUCCGCAGUAUCACGCCAGAGCUCGCGAUUCCAUACCUCACCGCCACGCUCUUCACAACCACCAAUUACACCACAGCCAUCAAAUACAACGAAUGCCCCGCCAUCACAAUCCCCACUGCCCUCCCAGCCCUCGAAAGAUGGGCCAACCAAGCCCAUCCGCCCCCUCACCCAAGAGCAAAGGGCUUUCCUCUCCUCCGCCCUACGCGUAAACCAGACCGGCGAACUCGCCGCAAUCCUCAUCUACGCCGCGCAAUCUCCGGUAUUAACGCGCUCCCACCCGCACCUCCGGCCCUUGAUGAAGCACAUGUACGACCAAGAAGCCGGGCAUUAUAAGUACUUCAACGAAGUCAUUUCAAAACACCGAAUCCGCCCCACUGCCAUGACGCCGCUCUGGACCGCCGCCGCCAGCAUACUCGGCUGGUCCACGGCUGUCCUGGGCCGCGAAGCUGCAAUGGCAUGUACCGAGGCUGUCGAGACGGAAAUCGGGACCCAUUAUAAUGAACAGGUUGGAGUUUUGGUUGACUGGGCGAAGAAGUGUGAGGCUAGGGGGGAGAGCUUGGGUCCUGAGUUGGAGGCGUUGAUUGGCGAGUUGAGGCGGAUUCGGGACGAGGAGUUGGAGCAUUUGGACCACGCGGUGGAAAAUGAUGCGAAAGCGGCGAGACCGUAUGAGGCGCUUACGGAGGUGAUUCGAGGAGGUUGUCGGGGGGCGAUUUGGGUCAGUGAGAGGGUAUGA
Molecule: messenger RNA, 828 nt
Organism: Cucurbitaria berberidis CBS 394.84
Lineage: Eukaryota; Fungi; Ascomycota; Dothideomycetes; Pleosporales; Cucurbitariaceae
Product: COQ7-domain-containing protein
Exons: 2
Coding region: 1-828 (275 amino acids)
Biological process (GO): ubiquinone biosynthetic process
Cellular component (GO): mitochondrial inner membrane
Molecular function (GO): 3-demethoxyubiquinol 3-hydroxylase activity
Source: RefSeq, a predicted model, not a curated record